AUGAAGGCCACGAGCCUCGUAUUCAUUAGUUUUCUGUCGUGUGUUCUUGGAGCAGUCGUUCAUGACAAGCGCUCUGGCUUUAAGGAUGGCCAACCUAUAAGUGACACCGGCAAAGGAGCACCACUCCUAGGCGGUACAAACAAAGCACUAGACCUGCAAAACCCAGAUAACCUUGGCCAACCCAGUACCGACAACGGCUUCGUCCCUAACCUAAAAUGGAGCUUCUCUGACUCCAAAACAAGGCUCUUCCCGGGUGGGUGGGUACGCGAGCAAGUUAUCCAGGAUCUGCCGCAGAGCCAUGAUAUUUCUGGUGCGCAACAGCAUCUGAAAAAAGGUGCCAUCCGGGAACUUCAUUGGCAUCGUGUCGCGGAAUGGGGCUUCCUAUACUCGGGCUCUCUCUUGCUUUCUGGUGUAGAUGAAAACGGCCAGUUCACAACCGAAAAACUGGAAGAAGGCGACAUCUGGUACUUUCCUAAAGGUGUUGCGCAUAAUGUGCAGGGCCUUGAUGAUGAGAAUGAAUACCUUCUCGUCUUUGAUGAUGGCGACUUUGAGAAAGUUGGGACGACUUUCAUGGUCGAUGACUGGAUAAUCCACACACCGCGCGACAUUCUCGCGAAGAACUUCGGCGUUGACCCCUCGGUCUUCGAUAAUGUGCCUGAGAAAUUCCCUUACAUCCUCAAUGGGACGGUCAGCGAAGAGGCGAACGAGACUCCCAAAGGCACAUUGACUGGUAACAGUUCAUAUGUGUAUCAUACGUACCAACAUCCCUCUGAGCCGGUACCUGGUAGUGGCGGUACUUUUAGGAAGAUUGACUCGAAAAACUUCCCCGUCAGUCAGACUAUUGCUGCCGCAUUGGUGGAGCUUGAACCCAAAGGGCUACGGGAGUUGCAUUGGCAUCCGAACGCGGAGGAGUGGCUGUAUUUCCACCAGGGGAAUGCUCGCGCUACUGUAUUCUUGGGUGAUUCCAAGGCUCGCACUUUCGAUUUUACCGCCGGUGACACAGCCGUUUUCCCUGAUAAUAGCGAUUUAAAAUCAGGUCAUUACAUUGAGAAUACCUCGGAGACUGAGAAAUUGGUGUGGAUCGAGAUUUACAAGAGUGAUCGCGUAGCUGAUAUCUCGCUGGCGCAAUGGCUUGCUCUCACUCCUGCUGAUGUCGUAGCUACUACAUUGAAGGUCGAUAUUGAAGUCGUCAAGCAGAUCAAGAAGGAGAAACAGGUCUUGGUAAAAGGCAAAUAG
Aspergillus pseudotamarii is the source of this 1236-nucleotide messenger RNA. Its product is annotated as RmlC-like cupin domain-containing protein. The coding region runs from base 1 to 1236 and encodes 411 amino acids. Gene Ontology annotation, cellular component: cell wall. The record is from RefSeq and is a predicted model, not a curated record. The transcript has 6 exons. NCBI's taxonomy places the organism in Eukaryota, Fungi, Ascomycota, Eurotiomycetes, Eurotiales, Aspergillaceae. Gene Ontology annotation, biological process: oxalate metabolic process.